CUAUCAGUUCCAGUUCCAAGACAGUCAGUCUUCAUUUGCCGUUCAUAAGCGAGCGUUCGCGAAAUGCUCUCGCGAAUAGUGAUCUGUUGUUUAGUUGCGUGCACUUUAGGUGGCAUCGUGUUUGCCGAAGAAGGUGACUAUAUCUCCAUAUUCACUACCGGAUCGUCUGCUGGAAGUGAUAAUGUCAGCAUCAUAUUAGCGAACAUGGACACUGUUGCCAGUACGUUCGAGAUAGAAAACAUCGGAAUGGAAGAAGGUGAUGUGAUAGUGUCCACCACAGUCCGCUCGAAGCACGUACAACUCUACGUUAUUCCGCAUGAAUGGAGUCACGCAACUGGUGAAGAAGCGAUUCAAUUAGACAUCGUCACCUCAUCCAGAACGGAGGAAGCCGCACGGCUAACGGGACAAAUUGAACUGGUCCAGCAGCCGAAGGUGUUAAUUCAACUGAACGAUGUGUUCCAUACGCCAGGAGACUACUUGACGUUUCGUGUCAUUCUAACGGACGAGCUGAACAAACCUUUGCCAAGAACCGAUCAUCCGUUCAACCUGACGAUAGAUCUGCGGCACGAAACACAACACACCGUAGCGUCCUGGAAUGCUCGGCUCUAUCCGGGUGACAUCUACAGCAGUCAGCAUCUAUUCGCUGAUGAUCGUGACAUAGGAGAUUGGAACAUGACCGUGAAGAUCGGAGAACAGAUCACAAUGAAACGCUUUCGAGUGAUGCUGUACACGGCUCCAAUCCACAAAAUAACGAUCAACACGGGAGAAAUGAACACGUUCUGGCAGACGGAUAUUGAGAUGAGCGUGGAAGCAAUGUUCAUGUUUGGAAAGCCAAUCAAUGGAAUAUUAACAUUGACGAUUUCCGGCGAUGCUGAUCUUAUCAUGCAGCGAACGUAUACCAUUGCUGGAAGAAAGGAGAUGGACAUCCCGAUUAAUCAACUAUUCCGAAAGAUGAAUCCAUCUGAGGCAAGAAUGGUUCAUAUUAACGCAACGGUGGUCACUAAGAAUGGAUUAACUCAACGUAGCUACCAACAGACUAAAACCAUUCAGAUUUAUCCAUCACCGUAUAAAUUAGAGGUCCUGAGAACGGUUGACUUCACACCAGGCCAAAAUGCAACACUUUUGGUUAAAGCGAUGAAAGCAAAUGGAAAACCUCUAGCAGAGCUAAAACUUACAAACAGAAAAAUUUAUGUUAGUGCAAAGUUUGAUAACGACGGUUUUAUACUUACUAAACAGUUCGAAACACUGUUGGAUAAUGACCAUACGGCAAUGUUGUCAAUUCCAACCGAUGGUUCUACGGAGCGGUUAACGGUUAGCGUUUCGUAUCAGGAUGUGGCCACUACGCUUACCCUGGAAUCGGCCUACAGUCCACAGCUCUACGUGUAUGUUGGGAAUUCUAUACAUCAAAAAACGAGAGACGGUUUGGAGCUGGCAGUAGCAUCUUCACAUCCGAUGGACGGUGUGCUGGUGGUGAUUCGGAAACACGCUGGCGAAAACAUUCCACUCUUCAUUAACUGCAAUCUGCAAAACUAUCACGAGCAUUAUGUCCCCUCGAUUCGCCCGCGUGAUGUGAAGCGGUUGUACGUGUUUGCAAGAUUUGAGGAAACUUUGGUGCAAACUUCCACCACCUACCAGGAGCCUGACCUAGAUCAGCAGGUACGUCUAUCAAUGGAUGGUACGAAUAUAAGAGUAUUCACGGAUGGAGACGAUUGUCGCGUUGGUAUAGCAGUUUAUGAAGGUUCGUUGGAUGAGACCCAGCUCAAAACCAUCUAUGCUCGUUCCAUGUUCAACGGAUCGGUGUAUCCAGAGACUGCAGAUUUUUUCCCAUUGUCCAUUAACGAGUUGAAAGUGAUGCCGUCGCUCCAACACUCAGACAGCGACAACCAGCCAGAUGGAGAUUCGGACAUCAGCACAUCAUCACCUUCAAACCGUCUACUGCUCUGGAACGAAGGAAUUACAAGGAAGCAAAUGGCCCGGUUCCGAUUCCAUCCUUUUCCACACGUCAAUCAGGUAACCGUAACUGCAUUUGCGUUUAGUCUCACCGGUGGACUCGGUAUUGCGGCACCCAUCCAAUGGCACCGUCAGCAGGACAUAGAGAUCUACCUUCAUAUCCCGUACUCGGCAAAAAGGAUGGAAGCAGUCACCGUCGAUCUAUACGUAGUAAAUAAUCGUGACCAAUCAGUGGACUUUGUACUGUUGGAGCUUUUGAACAAAGCGAAUGAAUUCCACUUCCUAAACAACUCGGGACGCACUGAUGCUAUUGAGAAAACGGUGUACGGUAGACUGCAACCGUACGAGGUACAGCGUGCAGAGUUCCUGAUACGCCCCAAGAAGUUGGGCUCGAUCACGCUGAAGGCAAAUGCCUACACCGAAGGCGACGUAAUUGCGAGUGCAGAAACCAUACUUCGAACUAUUCCAGAGAGUGUACAGCAAAUGGACAGCAUCGUGCGAGUGUUUAACGUGGACAAUUCUACCUAUCGUUUGGACGACAUUAAAAUACCCAUUCCGCCCACGGUCGAUGUUGGGUCGGAGAAAGUAACUGUAUCACUGCACCGUGAACAAAUUCAAAUUGCUGCCCUUCCGGCGAGCAUACUGAUGGACAAGCUCGUCCAAGCGGAUCCUUUCACAAUGGCCAUGAAGGCUUCCCUAACGCUGGACGUGCUGGCAUUGGGACGAUUGCAUUGGAGCGAACGUGAGGCGUUAGCAAAAACAAUGGCCAACGAAACGGUUGUUGAUAUCCUAGCUUAUGCCAAAACGGAUGGGUCGUUUGCUAUCCCCGCACAACAUGUGCCCUCGUCGAAAUGUUGGGAUACGGUUAUUGCCGUACAAGCACUAGCCCAUGCUAGUGAACAUCUCAGCAGUGCAGCCAUCACGGCCGCCAUUGUAGAUGCGCUAGAAUGGUUAAAGAACAGACAGGCAACUGAUGGCCAUUUCUGUACUAACGACGGUGAGCAGACUGAUUUGGAACGCAUUGAAAAGACUGCUCACGUGUUGUUAGCGUAUCUCGGCAUGAGGAGUUCCACCUGGCGUUACGUUACGGUUAUCGACAAAGCAAGAACCUACCUACUUUCAAAGCUUUCCACACUACGAGAACCGUACCACCUAGCACUGGUUGGACACGUGUUGACAUUCUUUUUAAACCCCAUCACAGGAGAUGAAGAUCUUGCCUUGAUCAACCAAAGUUUGGCCCACAUUCUGGGUGAGCUGUUGGACCAGAAAAGACAAAGCCCUUCCGGCAUGAAGAUGUGGUGGAAUACUACAGCUGCUGCGUCAGAUCUGGAAACAACGGCAUACGUGUUGCUGCUGAUGACCACCAAAAAGCACCUAUUUGACGCAGCUCCAAUAGUGAACUGGAUUAAAGGGCAACCAUACCGUCGGGCGACACCUUCCAUUACACCCAACUCCCACAUUGCGCUCCGGGCACUGAUCGAGUAUGCAAAACAUACAACCUUUCUCGAAAAGCAAUACACGGCAUUGAUCACCGCAAGGGAUAAAACCGGUGAGAUAGUGCGACAUGAACUGCAGCACGGUAGCAGCAAUCGUGUGGUGAAGCUUCCAUCGACCACCCGAUCGGUAAACUUCUCGAUCAGUGGUUCCAUUUCGGGAGCCAUUGAAAUCAACUACAGUUACAUGGAGAGUGUGACCAAGCAAAAGCAAAAGUUCGACAUCGUCUUGUACAGGUACGAAACCUCCAACGAGGAUUACACCGAUUGGCGCAUUUGCAUUCGCUUUCUGCCGCAUGGAUUCUACGACAAAACGCACAUGGUUACGUGUGAGAUCUCAUUCCCGACCGGAUACAUUGCACUGGACGACAGCGUGGAUGAGUUAAAUCAACUAGAAGACAUAGUGGCUACCGUACUGAGAAACGAUGAAACACAAUUGUCGAUUACAUUCGAAGAGAUUGGCUUACAGCAGAAAUGCUUCAAUGUGACCGGAUUUCGGCAGAAUGUUAGAACUCGUCAGCUACCCGGUACAAUUAAGGUGUUCGAUUUAGCUGAUGCGUCUAACGUUGCAUUCAAGCAAAUCGGAACUACGACCUGA
Messenger RNA from Anopheles marshallii, 4041 nucleotides. Its product is annotated as thioester-containing protein 1 allele R1-like. Gene Ontology annotation, cellular component: extracellular region. NCBI's taxonomy places the organism in Eukaryota, Metazoa, Arthropoda, Insecta, Diptera, Culicidae. Gene Ontology annotation, molecular function: endopeptidase inhibitor activity. The transcript is spliced from 8 exons. The record is from RefSeq and is a predicted model, not a curated record. Bases 64 to 4041 code for a protein of 1325 amino acids.